Molecule: messenger RNA, 2095 nt
Organism: Solea senegalensis (Senegalese sole)
Lineage: Eukaryota; Metazoa; Chordata; Actinopteri; Pleuronectiformes; Soleidae
Product: leukocyte elastase inhibitor-like
Exons: 10
Coding region: 106-1386 (426 amino acids)
Biological process (GO): negative regulation of endopeptidase activity
Molecular function (GO): serine-type endopeptidase inhibitor activity
Source: RefSeq, a predicted model, not a curated record
UGGUGUUGAUGUUUUUUUCUGGGUGUGUCUGUAGCUGUAGUUGAGGAGCAGCUCAAGUCAUUCCUGAUCUGCUGCUGCACCUGACGUGACGCGACUCUAUACACGAUGGCAUCUUCAGACGCUCUGUCCAAGGCCAACACCAACUUCUGUCUGGAUCUGUUCAAAGAGCUGAGUGAUAACGACAAGACAGAAAAUGUCUUCUUCUCUCCUUUCAGCAUCUCCUCAGCUCUGGCUAUGGUGAUGCUGGGAGCCGGUGGCAACACAGCCACACAGAUGUCAGAGGUCCUCAGCUUCACUGAGGCAGAGAGCCGGCGGCCUUGCAGAUCACAGCCCAUGCAGCAGAUGCAAAUGCAGCAGAUGCAAAUGCAGCAGAAGGUCCAGUGCAAAUUACCACUGCAUCUUCUAAAGAGUCUGAAAACCCAGCACUGUCGGGACGAUGUCCACAUUAACUUUGGCCAACUGUUGGAGGAACUCAACAAGCCAGGUGCUCCAUAUGCCCUCAGUGUUGCCAACAGGCUGUAUGGAGAGAAGUCCUACCAGUUUGUUGAGGAUUUCUUAGGAAAAACCAGAAAGCAUUACAAUGCAGAGCUGGAAGGUGUGGACUUCCUCACCAGCCAUGAGGCGGCAAGGCUCAACAUUAACACCUGGGUGGAGAGUCAGACACAAGGUAAAAUUAAGGAUCUGCUGGUCCAGGGUGUGUUGGACAACAUGACCAGGCUGGUGCUGGUCAAUGCCAUCUACUUUAAAGGCAACUGGAACAAGCAGUUUAAGGAGAGUGACACAACAGAUUCUCAGUUUAGACUCAGCAAGAAUAACUCCAAGCCAGUGAAGAUGAUGCACCAGAAAACUAAGUUCCCUUUGACCUUCAUCUCUGAGGCCAGCUGCCAGAUUCUGGAGAUCCCUUACAAAGGGAAGGAGCUCAGCAUGCUCAUCUUUCUACCCAUGGACAUAGAGGACAGUUCAACUGGUCUGGAGAAGCUGGAGAAGGUGUUGACCUACGAGACCUUUAUGGAGUGGACUCGCCCAGACAUGAUGGAUAUCACUGAGGUCCAGCUGGGUCUGCCUCGCUUCAAGAUGGAGGAGAAAUAUGACAUGAAGAGUGUGCUGGUCAAAAUGGGCAUGGUGGAUGCCUUUGAUGUGGCAAGGAGCGACUUCUCAGGCAUGUCUCCUGCCAACGACCUGGUGCUGUCUAAUGUUGUCCACAAGGCUUUUGUGGAGGUCAAUGAGGAGGGAACCGAGGCCGCUGCAGCUACUGCUGCCAUGAUGAUGAUGCGCUGUCUUCCGAUGCCUCCAGUCAAAUUCAUCGCAGACCAUCCCUUCCUUUUCUUCAUCCGCCACAACCCCUCCAUGAGUAUUCUGUUUGCCGGCCGCUGCUGCUCUCCAUAAGUGGGAGUCACAUUGUUGAGAGCAAUUUUUCUCUCAACUGGAGGCUGGCAAAAGUGUGGGGGUGUCACAACACACUAACAACUGCAAUAGCAUAUCUACUACCGAUUUUAAUCACACUCAGAGGUAACAUCCUCUAUUUUCCACACUAGGAUGACUACUUCUGAACGAUGGCUUUUUGUUUGCAUCACUUAUAUUAGUUAUUCUGGGUUUAUCUUUUCCUGUACUCUUUAUCCUUUUCACCUAAUAGGAUAGAUAGUACCUGAUUUACUUUUAUUUUACUUACUUUUACUUAGUUUGUUGCAAUACGUUUUGGCCCUUUUUGCUGCAGCCUCACUUAACUCUAGUUUUUUUUUUAUCUAGUACUUUACACUCUUUGAAGAAAUCUUCCUUCAUAACAUGUAUUGUGUGCCUUUUUCAGCCAGCUACAAAAGAAAUAUAGCUUGAACUUAUCAUGAUCACAUAAUCUCUGCACUUUAUGGACAGCAGGCUUUCCACUGGUUUUUAUAUUCAAUGAACCAAAGAGAAUAUUGAUGUGAAGUCACAUUAACAUAUAUAAACGUCCUUGAAGAUUAUAAAAAGUGUGGGUUUAUGUCAUUUAACCACUAUGCAAUGUAAUGAAUGGGUUGAAAACAAGUUUACAUUAGUUUUCAAUUAAAACCAAGUCAGUUAUAUUUUUCCUGUCAUGGAAUAAAAGUGUGAUACGAAAAUA